CACGUGUGGUAAUUAGUAGCUUAUUAGGUUUUAGGCGGUGCGGCAUAACGAUUCUUACAGAAUUAGUAACCCCCCCUCUCCUCCGUUUGAAAUGGGUAAUUCUUGUAAUCCGCAAAGAAGAGCGUCGUAUAUACACAGAGUAAAUGGUCGGCGGCCGGUUUAUCAGUGAGCGGUCGCGUCCGAAACCCGAAUUAAACCCCUCAGCGCGACAGUGCCGCCUGGCCCAGCCCACGUGUGCCCGCUCUGCCUCGACCCAGCGCUGCAGAAGCGCUUUUCGCGAAGCCUCUGACAGAUGACAGGCGCGUGUGUGUAUAAAAGUUUCCCGUUCGAGCGCAAACCGUGUCCGUUGCUAUUCUCGCAAUAUUUAACGCGCGUUUGCCGGUCUCGCCUAAACACGAAACGAAGCCGCACCGGUCCGCGGGUGCGUCUCGCCUAAAAUCAGCAAAUCGGCGGAAUCCGUCGCCGACAGGAAAGUCGCAGUCCGCCGCCGCCGCCGCCGCCACCGCCAACUCGCAAGAUAAAUAGUUGAUCGGAGCCGAUCCUGAGCCAGUCCUAAGCGUGCGCAGCUGCACUCCGCGCGCCAGCCACCCUGCCGCAACACGGACAAUCCGAUUCCAACUCCAAAGGCCGAAGUCGCGCUCCUGCCGCCAGUCCGCGCCGCGCCGCCUCCGGCCCCACGGUAAUAUAACAUAAUUGAUAGAAGGGCGGAAGGGCGUCGCGACAGCGCACGGCCCCGGUCCGCGAGUUCGGCGCGCCGCGCGCCCCUCGAAGAUGAACCCCAUCAAGAACCGGGAGCGGAUCCUCGAGGCGAUUGACCAGCUGCGGCGGCGGAAAGCGCGCCCCGACAUCCAGCGCAUCUGCAACUACCUGUUCCGGCGGUUUUCCGUCAGCUCGGUGGAGGCCCGCUCCGACCUGCAGUGGUGCGUCGAGAACGACAUCGUCCUCAAGGUGGAGUACAAGGGCAGCAUCAGCUACCGGAAUGCGGCGAAAAAGUACUCGCACGUCAAGCGUGACAGCGACGGCAGCGCGGACAACAAAGCCAACAGGAAGUUUGCGCAACUUUUGACCAACGCGUUCGGCGAGCUCGUCGUGCAGGAGCCUGACUACCUGGAGUACGGCGUGCCCGCCGAGGAGAUCAUCAACAACAUCCUCUCCAAGGACAGCGUGCGCUACACGCGCAAGUACAUCUCGAUUCUCAUUGAGAAGGAGGUCGAGAACGGCGGCCUCAUCAAGAUGGAAAACGACAAGUACCUGAUGGGACCCACGAAGGAGGAGGGACGGCCCUCCGACGACAUCAAGCCGAGGAAGAAGCCCGGACCCAAACCGGGUUUCAAGCGCGAGAGGCCCGAAAAUAUGGAUUCCGACGAGAAAAAAUCCGAAAGCGGGACCGUGCGAGUAGGCGGACGCAGGAAGAGGGCGAAGAAGGUGUUCGACCCGUCGGACACGCACGUACCGAAGAAACGGGGACGACCUGCGGGCUCGCUGAAUAAAUCGACGAUAGAAAAGCAGCUGGCCAAGCUGAGCGAUGAAUCCAGGCCGGAGUCUCGAACUUCGAACAGUGGCAGAGAGCAAGGGGGAGUUUGCUCGGUUUGCCAUGCACAGAAUAAAAGGGGGCCCAACGAUAGGAUGGUGUCUUGUCGAGAGUGCAGCAAUAAAGUUUUAGCCCAUUAUAGCUGCCUGAACGGAGAGGAUAUGAUGCUGAGAAUGUAUCCGGAUAAUACGUGGCAGUGUCCCCAUUGCAAAACUUGCGUCGUGUGUUUUGAAACGUCGGAUGCUGGGUACUUGACAGUUUGCGCCGUUUGUGCGGACGCAUAUCAUGCGGGCUGCCAUCAGCCUCGCAUCCCUGAUAAGGUAAAACCCAGCAUGCGGUGGCUGUGCAUAAACUGCGAAAUGCCCGAAGAACUCAAAAUUAACCAGAUCCAGUCCAAUAUGAGCACCGCUUUUACGACUAAAUUAACCAGUGCAAGUGAAACGCUGGAAAUUUCUUCUUCGCCUUCUAUUUCUGGAAACACAACACCUAAUUAUCAAUCACCGCCCUUAUCGCCCACGCCUCCCCAGCUUAGUCCGCAGAACGAAGUCCAGCAAACGGUAGACGGCGGAGUUUCUGAUUCUCAGAGUAAUCAAAGUAAUCACAGUAAUCAGAGCAACAUGAGUAAUAAGGAUUGGGAUGAUGAUAAUAUAGAUCCGUCGAUACCGGAUGCUACCAAUUGGACUCCAGAUGAUGUUUAUCACUAUUUUGCACAGUAUUUUCCAGAAGAAGCCAAAAUUUUUAAAGAACAGGAAAUUGACGGCCGGUCGUUACUUUUACUCAGAAGGAUUGACGUUUUGACUAACUUAAAACUCAAAUUGGGACCUGCGCUGAAAAUUUAUAAACACGUGGUUAAGUUACAAGUGCGGAGAGAUGAUCCGAAGUUGUAUUGGUUGUAAUUUAUUAUGUGAUGUGAUAGUUAACUUAUUGAGAUGUACAUUUCAAUUCUCGCACUGUAUUUUCAAAAUGGAUGACAUUAUAUUUAUACUGAAGGUUGUUCAAUAAAUGAACAGUUAAAUCGUU
Zophobas morio is the source of this 2551-nucleotide messenger RNA. It is a transcript of the gene Lint-O, whose product is annotated as polycomb protein SCMH1. The transcript is spliced from 6 exons. The record is from RefSeq and is a predicted model, not a curated record. The coding region runs from base 772 to 2427 and encodes 551 amino acids. Gene Ontology annotation, molecular function: histone binding; DNA binding; chromatin binding. NCBI's taxonomy places the organism in Eukaryota, Metazoa, Arthropoda, Insecta, Coleoptera, Tenebrionidae. Gene Ontology annotation, cellular component: nucleus. Gene Ontology annotation, biological process: negative regulation of DNA-templated transcription.